AUGAGAAAGGCAAUGAUUUUUGAGAGCUAUUUCUUCAUGCUAUGCCUCACCAUCUUACUCAACUCAUCUUUAGCUUCUUCAAAAACAACAUGUCUCCCUGAUCAAAGCUCUACAUUGCUGAAACUAAAGCAAGAGUUUGAACCAUUGACAGAGCCAGAUUUGAUUGAUGACACAUCUUUUUAUUCAUAUCCAAAGAUGAAGUUUUGGAAAGGAAAGGAUUGUUGUAAGUGGGAUGGAGUUAAAUGCAACAUGAAAACAGGACAAGUUGUAAGCCUUGACUUGAGCAACAGUUGGCUUCAAGGCCCUUUAAGUUCAAAUAGCAGCCUCUUUGAUUUGGAUCAACUUCAAAGACUCAAUCUUGCAUACAACAACUUCAAUUCUUCAAUCAUUCCUUCAAGAUUUUCACAGCUUUCAAGGUUAACCCAUCUCAACCUUUCUUACUCUCAUUUUGUAGGGAAAGUCCCUAAUGAAAUAACUUGGCUAAACAAUUUGGUUUCACUUGAUCUUUCCACUAACUUUGAUUAUGUUGAUGGAAUUAAUCCUUUGUUUCUUCAAAUAGACACAUUUCAUCAUAACUUCUCAAAGUUACAAGAGCUUUAUCUUGAUCAAGUCAAUCUCACUUCACUUCUUCCUCAAUCUUUGUCAAAUUUGACCUCUUUGACAUCUCUCUCUCUUAUAGAAUGUGAUUUGUAUGGUGACUUUCCAAGCAACAUUUUUCUAUUGCCUAAUAUACAACUCAUUCAUUUGAGAAACAACUAUAUGCUCAAUGGUUUUCUCCCAACAUUUCAUUCCACUAGCAAUCUAAAGGACUAUUCCAUCCUCAAUUGGGAAUCUUUCCCAUUUGGUAAAUUUGGAUUUUCAAUUCACCAACCUUACUGGUCAACUUCCAUCCACUUUUGGAAAUCUUUCCAAACUUGA
Cannabis sativa is the source of this 918-nucleotide messenger RNA. RefSeq names its product receptor-like protein 6. Lineage: Eukaryota; Viridiplantae; Streptophyta; Magnoliopsida; Rosales; Cannabaceae. The transcript has 2 exons. The record is from RefSeq and is a predicted model, not a curated record. The coding region runs from base 1 to 918 and encodes 305 amino acids. Gene Ontology annotation, molecular function: protein binding.